Messenger RNA from Heteronotia binoei (common prickly gecko), 1167 nucleotides. RefSeq names its product C-C motif chemokine receptor 7 (gene CCR7). The record is from RefSeq and is a predicted model, not a curated record. The transcript has 2 exons. Gene Ontology annotation, cellular component: membrane. Gene Ontology annotation, biological process: immune response; inflammatory response; chemotaxis. Lineage: Eukaryota; Metazoa; Chordata; Lepidosauria; Squamata; Gekkonidae. Gene Ontology annotation, molecular function: chemokine (C-C motif) ligand 19 binding; chemokine (C-C motif) ligand 21 binding; C-C motif chemokine 19 receptor activity.
AUGGUCCCGAACCCUUUCCUGUUAUCUCCCUUUUAGGUUUGCAAGGGCAGUGAGUCUGUUACAUCUGCCUAUGAUGACAUUGAAAAUUACACCUCCACCUUUGAUUAUGACAAUUAUGAGCAGCCCUGCAUGAAAGAUGAAGUCCGGCGAUUCCGCGCUGCCUUCCUUCCUUCCAUUUAUGCCCUUGUGUGCGUCGUCGGGCUGACUGGCAACAUCCUGGUGAUGGUGACCAACAUCUACUUCAAGAGGCUGAAGACCAUGACGGACACCUACCUGCUGAACCUCGCCUUGGCAGACAUCCUCUUCCUACUGACUCUCCCUUUCUGGGCCACCAGCGCCGCCAUGUACUGGGUCUUUAAAGAGUUUGCCUGCAAGGCCAUCCACUGUGUUGGACGCAUGAGCUUCUUCAGUGGCAUGUUGCUCCUUCUCUCGAUCAGCAUAGACAGGUAUUUCGCCAUUGUCCAGGCCCCAUCCGCCCACCGUCUUCGAUCCCAAAGGGUGUUGGCCAGCAAGCUCACUUGCGUCUCCAUUUGGAUACUGGCUUUCAUCCUCUCUAUCCCUGAGCUGCUGUAUCGGGGUGUGCACGAGCCUGAGCGGCAGCUGCCACGUUGCACCAUCAAGACCAACGACUUCUUGACCUUCAACACCACCGCCCGAGUGUUGCAGAUGGUCAUUGGCUUCUUGGUGCCUCUCCUGGUGAUGACCUUCUGCUAUUGCGUCAUCAUCAGGACCUUGCUGCAGGCUCGCAGCUUUGAGAAGAACCGAGCCAUUAAGGUCCUCAUCGCGGUCAUGAUUGUCUUCGUCAUCUUCCAGCUACCCUACAAUAGCGUCAUCCUAGCCGAGACCAUCUCAGCCUUAAACGCCACCAGUGGUGAAUGUGAAGCCAGCAAAAGGCUGGAUGUGGCCAAUGACCUGACCUAUAGUCUAGCUUGCUUUCGCUGCUGCCUUAACCCAUUCCUUUAUGCAUUCAUUGGUGUUAAAUUCCGCAAUGACCUACUUCGUCUCCUCAAGGACCUGGGCUGUGUCAGCCAAGCACAGCUCUGGCGAUGGUCCACAAACCGGGAGACUAAACGGUUUUCUGUUGCUACGGAAACAGACACUACUACCACUUUCUCUCCAUGAGGUACUCCAGGCAGCUUGGCAGCCAUUUUGGACAGUAGACAUCAU